CACAAUGACAAGUUAUUCGAUAAGAAACUGAUCACCAAUAUAUCGCGGUAGUCGUUUUUUGGUCUAUACAGGUUCAAUGCCUGAUGCAAAUCAUCAUCAAUCGAAUCGCGGUCUUAAUGCUGGUCCCUUCCCAUGCAAUACGACUGAAAUGGGCCGUCUUCACCAUUCUGCUCGCCGUCAAUAUCAGCGUCUUCUGCAUAUGGAUACCAGCACGGCUACAGAUUAGUGAAACAUAUGUUCAAAUUAACGAAAUAUGGGAUCGCGUAGAAAAAGGAAUCUUCCUUGUUGUUGAUGCAGGUUUGAACUUGACGUUUAUCUAUCUUGUCAAGUCACGCUUAAUUGCAAGCGGCCUGACAAAGUACACUGUACUUUUCAGAUUCAACUUGGCCAUGAUUGGUAUAUCGAUAUCACUUGACAUUAUUAUUAUAGGGCUCAUGUCCCUACCCAACACGCUGAUUUACGCUCAAUUCCACCCCCUUGCCUAUUUGCUUAAGCUGCACAUCGAGAUGGGCAUGGCAGACCUUAUUGCAAAAAUCGUCAAGGCUUCACACCCGAUGAAUCCCCAUCUGGAACCGAGGGGCGAUAACAAUGACAUCACGCCAGACUUGAACAAGGACGAAUCUUUGGUGAGAUCCCCUGGGUCCAGGAGAUUUUCACUGUCAUAUUUAGGCAGGCGAGACAUGUUGAGCUCAAACAGUGCUCUGUCGGAACAAAUUAUCGCGGAGCUAACCGGACAGUCUGUCGGAGCAGGAUCUCAACUUGAUUCCCAAUCAGAUUCAGAUUUGAGACUAUUGGAAUCAUCAGAGAUUUUGAAUCGCCCUCGUUGGCUUCGUCGUCACUUUACAGAGCCUGGGAACCUGACUGGGUUGGAAAUGACAAGACAGUCUUUAUCUAGUCGCCCAGACUCUAGCAGUACAGCAAGAGACCAUGACCAAGAUGUGGCAUGGUAUGUUUAAUGAACAGUUCGGGCAUAUUAUGAUACCCUACGGAGUUUAAGGAUUGGAAAUCGUUUGAGCAGAUGAAUUGAGG
Colletotrichum navitas is the source of this 1029-nucleotide messenger RNA. RefSeq lists its product as uncharacterized. The record is from RefSeq and is a predicted model, not a curated record. The transcript has 4 exons. The coding region runs from base 84 to 956 and encodes 290 amino acids. Lineage: Eukaryota; Fungi; Ascomycota; Sordariomycetes; Glomerellales; Glomerellaceae.